UUUUGGGGGAGAACCCCAUGGCUCACGUGGGAUCUUUGGUGGGUCCCGAAGCUGCACGGGAGAAUCUUCUUCGGGCCAACCCGCAGUGGAGGGUUCCUGGAGCUGAGGAGAGGAACCCAGCUAUGAUGGCUCAGUAUUAUCUGAAUGAGGCUGUUUUCUGGUCCUCGUUCGCUUCCGAGUGUAGCUCGGUUGAGGAGAGGCAAUUGAGGAGGUAUCAGGAGGCUUAUGCUCGUGAUAUCCCUGUCUUGGACCAGAAGGCUGGGCAGCUCAUGGCCGAGAUGGUGGACCUCAAGCUACUGUACCUUCAGUACAGUCGUGAGGCUAGGGAAUCGGCUGAGCAGAUCGGGGCCGAAGUUGGGAAGCUUACUUUCCGAGUCGAGGAGGAUGCUGAAAAGAUAGCUUCCUUCGACAAGGAGAGGAAAGAAAUGGCUGCCAAGUUUGCGAGCGAACUUGAAGAAAAAGACAGUCUUCUCAAGGAGAUGACUUCUAAAUUUGAGGCGGCCAUUAAGCAGAGCCAGGAAGCGGAGGCGAGGCUUCAGCAGUUUGUCAAGCAUCGGGAGAUUGUUCAGAACCAAGCUGACAAGGUGCCCGUUCUCCAGCUGAAGAUCCGAGAGAAGGAUGCUGCCAUUCGGAAACUGGAGCAAGAGAGAGUUGACCUCUACACUGCUGAUCAGUGUAGGGAGCAAUACUGGAAUGGCAUCCUGGGCGCUCGGCGGAUGUUCGCGAAGCAUAUGCCUCAUUUCCCUUGGAAUGAGAAGGUUCCGCUCUGGAUGAGGGCCCAGGAUCACUUGGUGGAGUGCCAGGCCGAUCGAGACGAAGCUGAAGCUGAGCGCCAAGCUGCUCUUGCAGAGGCUCGGGCCCAGAAGGCGACUUCCGAAGGUGAUACUACUGCUGGGGGUUCUUCGAAGGAUGCUCCCCUGGGGGAUGCUCCUGAGACUCCCAAGAGUUAGGGAUUCGGGCAGUCGUCUUCUUCAGAGUCGGUCGGUUCCAGUUGAGGACUUCCGAACAUGUGCUUGCCUUUCCCCCUUUUGCCUCGGCGCUGCGUUGUACUCAUUUCUUUUUGCUUUCUUUAGUACUUCGGUAGGCCGGUAUUGUCUGUUGAUGGCUGCCGAUUUUAACUGUUUCAUUUUG
This is a messenger RNA of Spinacia oleracea (spinach), 1131 nucleotides long. RefSeq lists its product as uncharacterized. The transcript is spliced from 2 exons. Lineage: Eukaryota; Viridiplantae; Streptophyta; Magnoliopsida; Caryophyllales; Amaranthaceae. The coding region runs from base 18 to 950 and encodes 310 amino acids. The record is from RefSeq and is a predicted model, not a curated record.